CGAAAAAGUGUAAGUCCGUAGACGCAAGGCUUAAGAUAGUUAGAAAAGAAAAGUUUAAAAGUUGCAACUUUUGCAAAGGAGAUCCCUGAGAAUAACCCACUGCUGAACCGGAAAGAUAUGCAAAUAUGGACUUCCACAUACUGAUCGUCAUCGGUUGUGUGGUCAGCGCCUCGCUGCUCUCGUUCCUGUUCAUCAACAAGAUCUUCAGGCGGAAGACUUUUGAGGAGGUAGUGGCCGAAAAGCGUGCACUGAGCGCUAAUCUCUACAAGGCGGCCGGAGGAGCAGCUGCUAAGAAGCCUAAGAAGAAGGAACUUAAACGCGAAAAGAAACAACGCCAGCGUGAACAGCAACGCGAUGUGAACACUGAGCCGGAACCUGAGGAACCCGAAGAUUACUCCGAUGGUCAAUCGGAGGGUCAGGGAUCGGUGGCUGAUGAGGAACCUGGUCUAUCCAAACAGCAUGUUGAGUUCGAACCCGAUGCAGAGAUCCUCAAUGAGCAGCGUCGACCCAGUAGCGUUGCUGAAAAGGAGAACCAACCAUCCGGCAAAAAGGGCAAGAAGGAUAAGCGCAACGGAGCCAACAGCAAGACCGCCGGUAUCCUGGUCAACAAGAACGAAACUGUUGCUGUCAAAGCGACAGUCACCUCCGAGGAGGCACCAUCUUUGAACAACUUUGAGACCAAGGUACCCAAGGAUGUGGUGGAAUUGAAAAAGCAGGAGCAGAAGGAGCGAAAGGAGGACAACAACAACAAACAACAGACGCAGAAGAAGAUUGGUGGAGGUAAUGUAGCCAAGAAGGAAAAGCCCGUUGCUGCUGAAACAGAGGCACCGGUUGUCACUAAGCAGAUCCUUAAGCAGCAACAACAACAGCAGAAUGGCUCACCCAAAACCCAGCACAACCAGGCUAAUAACAAGACCAAGCAGCAACAGCAAAAUAAGAAACAGAAUCAAAAGGACACCCUUACGGCCAAGGAUUUGGCUCUGGCUCUGGACAAACUGGCCGAUCACCAGAACCAAACUAUUGGCGUUAACGCGCUUAUGAACGUGUUUUCCCGAGCCGAGCUUAAUCGCUCAGAGAUUCAGAUACUCAUCGACUAUUUGCUGAACAAGCAACAAGACAUGCCCUCUUCGCACUCCGAGUGGUCGGAUGAUAUCUGCCAGAAGCUAAAGCGCCAGUUGGAGGAAAAGGAAAAGUUGCUGGUCGAGGAGCAGGAGGCAUCCAUUGGUAUUCAGGCUAAACUUCGCGAGCUGCGACAGGAGGUUAACACUGAACGCGCCCAGAUGCACGCACGCAAUCAGGCCUACGUUGACAAGCUGCAAGGCAAGGAACAGGAGCUAGCUGCCCUCAACCAGGAGCUGUCUAGUCUGAAUGACAAAUUGACACUUGAGCGACAGCAGUACCAGAACCUUUUGAGGGAGAAGCAAGCCAACUCACAGGAUCUGUUGCAAUUGCAACGUUUGCAGCAGGACCUCGCACACAAGGAGAAGUGCCUUGCGGACAUGACCGCGUUCGUAAACGCUGAGACUCAGCAGAAGAAUGAUGUGAUUCAGCAGCAGGCUCAACAGCUGCAAGCUCUAGAGCUGCAACGUGACGAGCUGGAAGCGCGCCAAAAUAACAGCAUCUUUGAGCUGGAACAGCGUAAACAGCUGGAUGCGGAGAACGCUGAACUCAAGCAAGAGGUGUGCACUGUCAGGCAGGCCCAGUCCGAGCUGCAGCGCGUUCACGGCGCUGAGUUGCAGAAGUUGCGACAGGAAUUGUCCGUCCUGGAGGCUCAUAAUGUGGCCCUUGGCCAACAGCUCACACAAGCCGCCAGCAGCGCCGUUCAGGCCACAGCCGCCCAGUCGGAGCAGGCUCAGGUUCAGACCGAAGCUCUGGCCCAGAAGCAGCAGGAGUUGAGUGUUCUGCGCUCGCAGGUUGGUUCACUAACUGAUGCUCAGGCGCAGCAGCAGAAGCAGGCCUCCGCACUGCAGUCGCAGCUUCAGGAGGCACAGCAGCGUGCCGAGCAGCUUCAGGCUAAGGAGCAACAGCUGCAAAAGGAGCUUCAGGAGCAGCGAGAGAAAAAUAAUGAUGUGCGUAUGAAAAAUUGGAAGUUGAUCGAAGCAUUGCAAAAUGCCGAAGCAUUAACUGCUAAGGCAACGGCUAAGACGAAAACAAAUACAGCGCAAUCCGUAGGCCAACAACACAAAGAGCUGCAGCAGCAGCAACAGAAGGCAGUGGUCGCUGCCAACGGAGGAGGAGGCAGUGCCAGUUCGGCAAAGAGCGAACAACAGAGGAUCCGGGAUCUCUACCAGCGUCUAUAUCCCGAUGCCGUUAAGGCGCAGUCGGGAAAUGCCCUGCAAGCAUCCUUUGACCAGUGGCUGGAACAGGUCCUGGCCACCCAUGUCAAGCAGCAACAGGAUAAGCUGCGGCAAAAGCUCGGGGCAGAGAAGCCCGAGAAGCAGAGCAGCAGCAGUAGUCAUAAGUCCACACAAUCAAACAAUAGUAGCAGUAGCAACCACAAUAGCACCCACAACAAUAUUAGUAGCAAUAAUAGUAGUUCGAAUAGCCAAUCCUCCUCCGCCGCCGAGCAGCAGGAGCUGCACAAACAGAACCUGCAGCUGCGGGAGUGCAACGACAAGCUCACCCAGUUGGUCACUAAAACGACCAACACGUUGAUAGAUUUGGAAGAGCGAGCUCGCGAGCAGGACGAGCACUGGCGUGGCAUCGUUGACCAGAAAGAGCAGCUAAUCCAGACACUGCAACAGCAUGCCUCCAACGGGGAAUAGGACAUUUAAUGUCAAAAGGACAGAAGAGAAGAAAUAGAAGAAGGAGGCCAACAACGACGAUAAACUGACAGGCAACCUUAGAGUUUGUCCAACUUCCAUAACAACAGCAACAGUAAAAAACAAACAACUCUAACAAUCUAUUAAGUUUAAAGUUAAUGUAACAAGAGAAAGGCAAGGAAAAAUAAGUAAACGUAAAGCAUGCCCCACAACAAGAACAAGAACAACAGCAACAUUUAACAUUUUAUAGUAGCAAAAACCAACAAUUAUGAGAAUGAGAAGAACUACGGAACGCUUUAAGAACUUAUAUACACAUAACUAAAGCAUGAUAAUGAUAACAAUCGAAACUUGUGCAAUGUUAAACGAGAAGAGAAGAAAAGCUAGCGAAGAAGGAAAAGCCAGGCUCUGAAGACAGUAGUAGGCAAUUUCCAACCAAGCCCUCCCUAUAAGAAAAACAAACAACCCGAAAAAAUCGUAACAAAAUCCAUUGCUGCUGCUACUUUCUAAAAUAUUAUUUAUCCCAUACUUCGCAUGCGAUUAUUAUUUUUGUGUUACACUUGCAUUUAAAAACGCGCUCUAAACAAUUGUAUAUGUAUGUUAUGUUAAGCAAAUGAAUUUAAAACCCAGCUACUUAAACGGCAAAUCCAUAAAAAUAAAUCAAACUAAAUUGUA
This is a messenger RNA of Drosophila eugracilis, 3434 nucleotides long. RefSeq lists its product as uncharacterized. The coding region runs from base 126 to 2765 and encodes 879 amino acids. The record is from RefSeq and is a predicted model, not a curated record. Gene Ontology annotation, cellular component: endoplasmic reticulum membrane. Lineage: Eukaryota; Metazoa; Arthropoda; Insecta; Diptera; Drosophilidae. The transcript has 7 exons.